Molecule: messenger RNA, 1005 nt
Organism: Erinaceus europaeus (western European hedgehog)
Lineage: Eukaryota; Metazoa; Chordata; Mammalia; Eulipotyphla; Erinaceidae
Product: olfactory receptor 1S1-like
Exons: 1
Coding region: 1-1005 (334 amino acids)
Biological process (GO): G protein-coupled receptor signaling pathway
Cellular component (GO): membrane
Molecular function (GO): G protein-coupled receptor activity; olfactory receptor activity
Source: RefSeq, a predicted model, not a curated record
AUGAAGAACUUACAUUUCUUUCUUCAGACCAACAGAAAUAUGCAUCAAGGAAAUCAAACCACCAUCUCUGAAUUCCUUCUUCUGGGACUAUCCAGCCAGACUGAAUAUCAGAUGCUACUUUUUGUGCUUUUCUUGGUUAUGUACCUGGUCACCGUAGUUGGGAAUGGGCUCAUCAUUCUGGCCAUCAGCUUGGAUUCUUACCUUCACAGUCCCAUGUAUCUCUUCCUUGCCAAUCUAGCCUUUGCAGACAUUUCCUCCAUCUCCACCUCAGUCCCCAAGAUGCUGAUGAACAUUCAGACCAAGAGUCAGUCCAUUUCCUAUAAGAGCUGCAUCACCCAGAUGUAUUUUUCAAUUGUGUUUGUUGUCAUUGACAAUUUCCUCUUGGGAGUCAUGGCCUAUGACCGCUUUGUGGCUGUCUGCCACCCUCUGAACUACAUGACCAUCAUGCAACCCAGGAUCUGCAUUUUGCUCACAGUCACCCCUUGGGUUCUUAGUAAUACCGUUGCCAUGACACACACCCUUCUGCUCCUUCAAUUGACCUUCUGUGAUGGCAACACUAUCUCACACUUCUUCUGUGACUUGGCCCCUCUGCUCAAGCUGUCCUGCUCAGACACAAUGAUUAAUGAUCUUAUGCUAUUUGUUGUGGGAUUAUCAGUCAUCACCUUCCCCUUUGUCUUCAUUCUCUUCUCCUACAUCUACAUCGCUAGGGCUGUCCUGAAAAUCUCAUCUACAGAGGGGAAGUGGAAAGCUUUCUCUACCUGUGGUUCUCACCUGACAGUUGUGUUGUUAUUCUAUGGAACCAUCAUAGGGGUCUACUUCCUCCCUAUAACCACUCACCCUGAAGACAGAAAUAAAAUUGGUGCAGUAUUAUUCACCGUGGUGACACCCAUGAUGAACCCCUUCAUUUACAGCCUGAGGAACAAAGAUAUGAAAGGUGCUCUGAUAAAGCUUAUCAAUAACAUUUUUUUUCUCCCUUUGGUACCCUGGGCAUCUAAAUGUAAUUGA